CUUAAUUGAGCAUUGAAAAAUAGAGGGGGGGGGGGGGUGAUCGAAGUGAGGUGCUGUUCACAUUUAAUUUGUCAAAAGUGGGCGAUGGGGGCAAGCAGGAAAUUUAAACCUGUGACCUGAUGGCAACAACUGGAAUCGUGAAUGUGACAGCACCAUCAGAAGGAUCUUUGCCAUCCUCACAUCACUGCAAAAUGUGGCUUGUGUAGCCUCAUGGAAACGCCUGGAAGGAGUGCUUCACAGAGAAGAGGGCACAAAGGUGAAUGGACUUUCGGAAAAACUGUAAUCUGGGACUGCGACAAGGCCAGCUUCAGAAAACCUCUGGUGCGUCACAGGAUUUAAAAGUUUCCCAUCAGCGUCAUCUGAGGUACGUGUUGAAAGAAGUACCAGUUUUUUGCUCUAUAAUGCACCCAACUCAGAAGCUCAGUUUGGCCAAAGUUAUUUUCUGGCUGAAUACUCAUCCUGCCAGGGUUCCAGCGUGCUGUCUUGGCACAAAAAUGAGAACUUGAUACUUCUAGACGUCAAUUUCAGCAAUCAUGGAGCUCAGAUAUUUGGCCAAGUGUCAGUCCAGGAUGCUUUUGUCAGCUGCCUCCCUCAAACUUGCUGUUAGUAGAACAGGCUGAUGAAUGUCACCUGUUGGCCGUUCAAUUGGUCGGUAUCUUGGAAUUGGAUUUAAGAGCAAACAUUUGGAAAAAUGAGAAUCAGUUUCUGCCAGGGGCUGUUGACAUUCGCCAUUGCUGUCAACUUGGUGAUCCUGUACUAUGUUUCCAGGGCACAGCAGCAAAUGAUGGAGAAACAGAGAGACUCUGGGAAGGGGGUACCCAAGCGGUCAUCGGGCCUUGCUUCGGGUCCUGGAUCCUUCGGCGGCGGCGGCGGUGGCAGCAAAAAUCCUGGCAUCACUGUAUUAGUGCGAGAGUUUGAGGAAUUUGAGAACUACGUUGCUGAAGUGGCCCGGUCUUUUUUGCAGCAGAGGCCCCAGAUACCAAUUCUGGUAGUAGCCGAUUCUCUUCCGUAUCCUCCGAUGGCACUGCCAAGUGAAGCUAAACUGGUAGUUUUAAAUAUUGGCCCGGAUCAGCCACCAUAUGUGUCCAGACCCGAGUUUUACAUUCACACAGACUAUGUUCUGAUUGUCCCAGACGGCGUAAUUCUGGAUUAUGGUCGACAGUUGGACAGACUGCAGAAGGAGCUGGAAGUGGAAGGAGGUGGAGCGGUUCGGUUAGUCGCGGCCCCAGUUUUGUCUCGUUCAGCAGUCCAGUGCCUUCACCUGCAAGUUAACCUUAGGGAGUGGACGGCAACGUACACCCCAGCAGCAUCUGGGAGCAGUGGUAGCAUCUGUACGGCCUUACAAGGGGAUGCAGUCGUUCUAAUCCGGACCGAGGAUCUUUUUAACCUCUCGAGUCCUCACGCAAGGCCACUGAUGACAUCUCUCUUCAUGCAGACUUCCCUGAGAGGCUGGAAGGUGAAACUUCUCGAAGGAGCGGUCUUUGGAUCCAACCGAAGACCUCUGUUUGGGUCGGCGCACAACCAGUGGAAAGCGGAUACUCGCGUGAAGGAGUCUACCGGUCGUCUGAUGAAACGGUUUGGCAUCAAACAGGUCAUCCAGGCUGACGGCAAACAGCAGUGGUUUGGGUGCAGCAAGGAGACCACCCGGUGUUUUGGUACAAUUCAUGACGACACUCCAGAGUAUCUCUACGUGGAUCGCUGGACUCCUCCUUGCUGCUUGCGAGCACUCAGGGAAACAACGAAAUAUGUCAUCAAUAUUUUAGAAAAGUCUGGGGUGCGCUAUUGGCUGGAAGGAGGGACACUUCUAGGCGCUGCUCGCCACCAGGACCUUAUUCCUUGGGAUUAUGAUGUGGAUCUGGGAAUCUACUUGGAAGAUAUACCUAAUUGCGACUACUUAAAGAAUUUGGACUCGGGAUCCUUGGUGGACGCGAAUGGUUAUGUGUGGGAGAGGGCCGUCGAAGGCGACUUCUACCGCGUUCAGUACAGUGAAGCCAAUCACUUGCACGUGGACCUCUGGCCCUUCUAUCCUCGCAAUGGCAUGAUGACUAAGGACACCUGGAUGGACCACAAGCAGGAUGUCGAGUUCCCCGAGCACUUCCUGCAGCCUUUGGUCCCCAUGCAGUUUGCAGGGAUCACGGCCUACGCCCCUAAUAAUUAUCGCAGCUUCCUGGAACUCAAAUUUGGGGAAGGAGUGAUAGAGAACCCCCAGUACCCAAAUCCAUCCAAAAAGAAGCUUGAAAGGAAACUUUUGGUUUGGGCUUAGUCUUCUAUUGCCGUUUUUGGAAAAGUAAAUUUGAAUAACACAGCCAGAGGGAAGGGUGGAGUCAAAAAAGGAAGACGCAAGGCCCGACAAGUGGCCAUGUUGUGACUACUACUGUAAUUAUGCCGCUAAUGGGUGUGUAAAUUGAUGUUUGCAGAAAAACAUGUGACUCAUCAUCCCGCUCGGUAUUAACGUCGAUAAAUUCAUAUGGCUGCAGACUCGUUUUGAGGCAAAUUCCUUCAGUUGUCUUUUAAUGCUCCUGAAUAUCUGUGCCAUACUGACUUUCACAAGUUCUGGAGGAAACCUUGUGCUUAUCCAUGGCCAAAAUGUGUUGUAGGUGGGUAACGCGUGUCACGUUAGUCGUUGAAGAAGCAGUGGAUAAAUGAUAACGUGAGGCACGAAAUACUGACGCCUGAUUCUCACCGAUGAGGAUGAAGAGACGCUUGUUAAUGUUAACACCCGUGCAUCUUCCAAGUGUGUGUGUCGACACGUGUUUUUCACAUGCAUAGGUCUGUGCGUUUUUCAUGUGCUAAUUCCAUAUGCGUCUGAUUCGUCACUUUGUGCUUAAAUAAAGUUCAUUGGUGAAAAAAACGAAAAACUUU
Messenger RNA from Erpetoichthys calabaricus (reedfish), 2862 nucleotides. It is a transcript of the gene fkrp, whose product is annotated as fukutin related protein. NCBI's taxonomy places the organism in Eukaryota, Metazoa, Chordata, Cladistia, Polypteriformes, Polypteridae. Gene Ontology annotation, biological process: protein O-linked glycosylation via mannose. Gene Ontology annotation, cellular component: Golgi apparatus. The record is from RefSeq and is a predicted model, not a curated record. The transcript is spliced from 4 exons. The coding region runs from base 692 to 2263 and encodes 523 amino acids.